AUGAUCAAGUUUCGGUACAAGCGCAAGGAGCCCAACGAUGGCGCCUCGAAGAGUGGUGUCGCGAUACAGAAGCAGAAGAUCGAAGGGCUCCGAGACAGGGAGCUGUUGCCUCCGAAGGAUAUGAUGCUGGUGGGCUCGCUCGCCGGAGUCCGGCACAACACGCUGCCCAGGUCUCGCCCGCCCUCCGCCGCACGCCGCGACCCACCUGACCAGCUACUGCACCCUACAACCGUAUCGCUGUUCAGAGAACUGUUCGCCCAGCUGCAAUGGUCCGCGGAGAGGGCGCCGGCCGCGGACAGCCUGAGGCGCGCGCUGGGCGGCGGCGGCGCCCGCUUCCAGCUCGGCUGCAUGGCCGACGCGAGCGAGUGCUUCGAGCACCUGCUGCUGAGGGUGCACGCGCACGUGGCAGCCGGCGGCGGCGACAAGAGGGACGACGACGCGUGCAGGGCGCCGCACUGCGUGCCGCACCGAAAGUUCGCCAUGAUGCUCGUCGAGCAGUCCGUCUGCGGCGCUUGCCAGGCGACUUCCGAGCCCCUGCCCUUCACCCAGAUGGUUCAUUAUGUAUCGGCGACGGCGUUGACAACUCAAGCUGCUUUUGGCGAUCACGGUGACAGUUUCGGCACAUUGCUAAGGAAAGCUGGAGGCAUGGGCGAUAUUCGAGACUGUCCUAACGCGUGCGGUGCGAAGAUACAAAUCUGCCGGACGCUCAUGAACCGGCCCGAAGUGGUGUCCAUCGGCAUGGUGUGGGACUCGGAGCGGCCGUCCGCCGAGCAUGUGGCGGCCGUGUACGCGGCGCUCGGCACCGAGCUGAGGCCCACGGACGCUUUCCACGCGUGCGUCGACUGCGCGUGGGCGGCCAGGGCCACGCACCGGCUCGUCGGCCUCGUCACGUACUACGGCAAGCACUACUCCACAUUCUUCUUCCACAGCAAACUGCGCGUGUGGAUAUACUUCGACGACGCCGACGUGAAGGAAAUCGGGCCCGAGUGGUCGCAGGUGGUGGACAAGUGCCGCAGGGGCCGGUUCCAGCCGCUGCUGCUGCUGUACGCCGCGGCGGACGGCACGCCGUGCGACACCCGCCACGCGCCCAAGGAGGUGGUGCCGUUCCCGGCGCCGGAGCCGAGGCGGGCGGUCACCCCGGCGCCCGAGCGGCCGAGCGCCGGCUUCGCGCGCAGGGCCGUCACACCCGGCCCCGACAGCGAGAGCGACUACGUGAGCCGUAAGGCGGUCGAGAACAUGCUCGACGUGCAAGCCAGUCGGCGGGCACAGCUCGCGCGCAGCCUUAGCACCGGCUCGGCGUCGGACUCACAAGAGAGGCCGAGGUCGCGUAGGGACUCCGGUAAUUGGAGCGGGGACCGGAACAGCGCUUCGUCUGCGUCGUCCUCGACGGCGGACAGCCCCUACAUGUAUCCCAGGGGCCGGGGAGCCGGGAGCGUUCCUAGCAGCCCGACGCGUAAGGGAGAAAUGUCCAGCGGUGGCUCUUGUGACACCGGCUACGACUCGUACUCAUUGUCUUCAACGGACAGUCUCCCCCAACAGCAAAACCACAGGCCGCCUAAUUUGCAGCUAGCGCAGAUACCCGAGCUCACGACACGCGGGGAUUGCGAUGCUCUAUGCUCGGAAGCCGACACAUUGCUCGAUAAGUCUCGCCACGCAGAGGAUGCGGCAGACUACGAGGCCGCUCUUAUACUUUGUGACAACGCCGCGGCGAAGGCGCGAGCAGCGAUGGACGCGCCGUAUAACAAUCAACAUACGAUGACAGUUGCCAGAAUGAAACACAACACGUGCGUUAUGCGGGCGAGAAGUUUACAAAGGAAGAUGGCGGGAAUGACGAGACCGCCUGAAGUGACUCUAGCCGUUCCCGUACGAAACACUAAAGGUGGCCUUGAAAAUUCGCCCACAAUCGAAAUUUAUGCCACCCUCCCUAAGAAAAAGACUUCGUCGAAAAAGUCAAAGAACAUCGAUGAGGAUAUAGAUAAUAAUACGCGCGAACGUCCACCGAGGCAUAAAUCUCGAGAUGAGGAUAAAAGUCGUGAGAAACGAUCCAGAAGCGAAGAUCGCGGCCGGGCGAGGAAAGAACCUGCCGUCACUACAGAGAAAAAGGAGGAACCCAUUGAAGACAAGAAGGCUAAUAAAAAACAGCACAAAAUAAGGAGAAAAUUGUUAAUGGGCGGCUUAAUACGAAGGAAGAAUAGGUCCAUGCCCGAUUUGACUGAAGGUGCUGAUGGUAAAAGUGAACCGAAUAACAAAGACAAACGGACUACUUCCAUCGAUGACGCUGAUGUGGGGAGGAGGAAGGACGAGGACAAAUCCAAUUUAAGCGGAUAUCUUUCCGAGGGCCAUUUGGAAUACUCAGCCGCAAGCGGUACCAAUCCGAAUCUCGAAAGAAGUAAGCUAAUGCGGAAGAGCUUCCACGGUAGCGCUGGUAAGAUACUCACGGCGGCUAAAGUGCCACCACCGCCGCCCUUGCGAACAACUUCUCAGCUUAGCGGGCCUAAGUUCGAAGCAGAAGUGAUUGAGCACAGUAUGCAAACUCGUCCACCGCAACCCUUACCGGUCAUCCACCGUGGUGACUAUUCCUGCGUUCAGAAUAACGAGGACGGUGGCUUUGUUGAGCAAUACGGCAGUGAACCCCAAUCUUUACCGUACUUACCUACAUACGACGGUAAUGCAGUCAACCAUUACAAUAGACUGGAAGACUCGCCAUCACAAAACUUUCUUACGGUAGUCACAAAAGCCAUGGUACAUCAAGAACAGAGUCCUGUCAAAAGAGACACAACGCAAAAUAUACAGCCGUCACAUAACAACAUUCAGAAUUUGAGCAACGCUUUUGAUAAUGGCGUGGAUGUCGUGGACUUUGCCUUACCGAUGAGAAGAUCACCGCCAAUGUUCGAUUUGCCACCGUAUCCCAGCCCGAUGAAUUCAGUGAAUCAUUCUAGACAGCCCAGCGAGGAGUUCCCGCCGCCACCACCACCAAUCGAUUUAACACCACUGCAGGACGAACUGAAUAAAAUCCAACAUAAUUCCAAUGCAAUUCAGGAGUACAAUGAAGACGAUAAAGGGGGGGUUACUAAAGGCUCCCUCCUGGCACAAUUACAGGAGAAAAGAAAUCAGAUUUUGAGGAAUGAAGAAUGUGCCAACAAACACAACCAAUUGGAUACAGCACACAUUCAAACCGAUACUUGGCUUAGGGAACUGCAAGCUAAGCAAGCAAGCUUGAAACUUAGGAGAUCAGGUUCCCUCGAGGGUCAGCUGUCGAGCCCUAACGAAAACGUUCCUCAUAAAGCAUUUGAAACUAAUAAUAGUGUUAGAAACAUUGCAUCGAGAUUCGAAUCCAACACACAGAAUAUUUCCACCGAAUCUGAUCGGUCUCAUGUUGGUUUUAUAGGCAUGAGCGGUAACAGAGAUGUAAUUAACUGCUCAAACCAGUCCAAUGCCGGUAUCUACAGUAGACGUACAUCGUCAUCAUCUAUAGACCCCAAGCAGAUGGACGACGAAUACGGUGAUCAGAAAACGGCCAAUAACAACAUAUCUACACAAUACGGGGAUCGUUCUAAGCCCAAGAAAAAGUCCGUUUCUUUCUGUGACCAGGUAAUCUUAGUGGCAACAGCGGAAGACCAAGAAGACGACAGCUACAUUCCCAAUCCGAUACUGGAGCGCGUACUGAAAUCCGCGAUGAAUAAGCCGGAACUCACAACGAUGCCUUUGCAGACUGAGAAACCGUCGCUGCAGCGCCAAGACUCGUUCGAUAGCCAGUCCUCGCGAUCUACGAUAUCCUCGCUAUCGCAAACGUCCUACGUGCCAAACGACACCACGCACGCCGACUAUUACAGAGUCCAAAACUAUCCAGCGUACCAAGUCGUUCAGGCAAGGCACCAGCAACAGUGUAACGCGCAAAAAACCGCCGGCCUACACGGGACCAGCUCACCGGUUCAAACGCAGAACCAAAGCGGGAACAGCAAUCAAAUAUAUCAGACGUUGCCAGUUAGCGCUCAGAACCCCGCAACAAACCCCGUACCGUACAACCAGCCGCCGUCAGCUUACCAGACCAACGCGAGCCCACCGAAUUUUAGUCAGAACCCCGCGAACAGACUGACGCCCACAGCGACGCCAUACAUGUCGAAGCACGUGCCCAACCUACAAAGGCCCGUUCCGAACACGUUUCCUCACCCACCGAGCCAGCUUCACCCGAUAAGCCAAACGCCCAAUAACGCUUACUACCAUAGACUGCCACAGCAAUCUACGACAACGCUUCCCAACAACUAUCCAACAAAUCGUCAAUUCAACCAGACCAUGCCGAGCAACAGCACAUCUUACCAAAGCAUCCCCACCAAUUCACCGGCCUAUCAGAGCUACCACAACCCACCGACAAGCUACGCUAGCUCCGAUUAUUCUAGUCGAUAUCCCCAAGUGAAUAGUACAAAUCACUACAGCGCCACGCAUUCGCCCUACCAACGAGUCCCACCACCACACGGCGACGUGCCUGUCGAAAGCUACAACAACAAUAAUUAUCAGAAAUCACCGAACUACUACCUUGACAACAACGCGAGCAACCAAAGCCGCGUGCCGGACACUAGGCACUACGCAAAUUCGCAACACCAGCAACGGUCCAAUUACAACCACAACCACGUUGUUGAUAACAGUACGCCCAACAAUGAGCAGAUCUCUCAGUAUCAAUACCAGAACAGCUAUAAUCCCUACCAACACUUACCACCGCCUAAGCAAAUACAAAAGAAAUCGGUAUCUUUCGAACCAGGAACUAAGGGCGGAACGGACUCUCCGAUACCACCGCAGAUGAACUCAAAUAACUUCUGCGGUGCAGACGCGCAGACAAACAUUUUGUCUUCUGCACAGAAAUCUGUUUGUGCACUUUUCUACUUGCCCGAGUUCAAAAAUUCCAAUAGUGUGAACGAUAGUGUGUAUAAUGUGUACAAACGUAUACAAAAAGCUGGUCCUGAGCUUCUUAUGCCACCGCCUGUAAUGCAUAAUGAGGUGGGAGAAUUCGCUGCUGUGGGAAUUGUUCGACACGGCGAAGAAGGUGAUGAUCCUCAUAUAGUUGAAGACAGGAAUCGUCUGCGUGCAAAGAUUGAGGAAGAUAUGGGUAUGAAGGUUUUAGAGAGACCUCAAUUCGAUGCGGCACCUUCAGCUUCAUCUUCUCGUGGCCCUAGUAAACCGCCAGUCGAUGCGAUAGAGGAACCUGCUAUGCAAAAUAAUGCUGGUAAUAAAGAUGUUUCACCAGCCGGUCAAAAAGUAGAUGGAACUGAGAAUAAAUAUGUUGCAAUAGCUUUAAAACCUGGGGCAGAUAUUGAGCAGAAAAAUAAGCUGGAGGCUGUAAAAGAGGUAAAUGGUUAUAGC
Messenger RNA from Iphiclides podalirius (scarce swallowtail), 5355 nucleotides. NCBI's taxonomy places the organism in Eukaryota, Metazoa, Arthropoda, Insecta, Lepidoptera, Papilionidae. The record is from the annotation of a GenBank genome assembly.